This is a messenger RNA of Dicentrarchus labrax (European seabass), 3409 nucleotides long. RefSeq names its product fibronectin type III domain containing 7a (gene fndc7a). Bases 170 to 2629 code for a protein of 819 amino acids. The record is from RefSeq and is a predicted model, not a curated record. Gene Ontology annotation, molecular function: protein binding. NCBI's taxonomy places the organism in Eukaryota, Metazoa, Chordata, Actinopteri, Moronidae. The transcript has 14 exons.
GGCAGGGAGAGAGAGAGAGAGAGAGAGAGAGAGAGAGAGAGAGAGAGAGAGAGAGAGAGAAAAAAAGGUCAAAUUUAAGCCAGAGCUGCUACCCUGAAGUCAUUUUGAGAAACAGCAUCACACAUCUCGCCUCCAGGCAGUGGCUCAGCAGGGAAAAAACACUGAAGGCAUGGGGACAACACAAUUAAAGAGGCUAAAACUUUUGCUCUUAUUGGCCUUCACAGAGAUUUGUGCCGCUCAAAAUGACAUCACUUUGUCAGUGUUUACGGUCACAUCUAAGAGUAUGACAGUGCACUGGAGCGGCCACACUGGUGCCAGCUCCUACAAGAUCACAGCAACACCCAAGAACUCUCCAGAACGACCCGUCUUUGCUCAGUUCGGUGGCAACAUGGUGAUGGGCUCAGUCAACUCCCUGUCGCCAAACACAGUGUACACCAUGCAGCUAGAAGCCAUGGACAAUGCAUUCAAUGUCCUCAGCAGUGCAGAGACAGAGGAGACAACAGCUCCUGAAGUCCCCAGCAUUGAACAGGCCUACUCCAAACACAGCAACAGCAUCACUGUGGAGUUCACUGAGGUUUCCGGGGCAACCAGCUACAUCCUGAGGGCAGAGUCAGAAAACAGUGAUUUCUUCUCUGAGACCAUGGUGAGCAAUUCCCCAGGCACCGUGGUGCAGCUCCAGCCCUAUACAGACUACAAGCUGAGUGUAAUGUCCGUCAACUCUGGGGGGAGGAGCCAGCCCUCAUACUCCGUCUUGGGCAGUACAGUGGUAAUGGCGCCCAAGUUGAACACAAGCUCUCCGAACAACGACACCAUCCUUGUGACUUGGACCCCAGUGGAGCAUGCCAUCCUCUAUACACUCUGCAUCAUCAAACAGGGCUCCAGCACCCGCCACAAACUGAACACCACUAACACCAUGGUGACCUUUGAUGACCUUGAAGCAGGGACUACCUACUGUAUCAAGGGCACAGCCUGGGACUCUGAAGGUCGACCUGGAGAUGACCUCACUGUCUGUCAAAUCACACGUCCCCCAAGCCCAGAUGUGACCCAUGUCCAGAUGACUCCGGGUCGGUCUCUUGGGAUCGCUGUGUACUGGGCAAAAGCGCAAGGAGCUGAUAACUACGAGGCCUGGACCACCAAUGGUCAAAACUGUACUUUAACAGCUCACACUUACUGUUAUAUCACACCUGCAGAGUGUGGCCAGAAUCAAUCUGUCUCUGUCAUAGCCUAUAACAACGCUGGUCCCAGCAGCCCCUCGCAACCAGUAGACUACAUUACCUAUCCAUGUCUCCCAGACAACAUCUGGGUAGAGGAGCCCAAAGCAGGCAACUGCUCUGUGGUGUGGGAUGAGGUGGAACUGGUGGAGUACUACAUGGCAUUCAUAAAGAGGGAUGAUGGGACAGAGAACUCGUGCAACACCACUGACACCACCUGCCCAUUUUUCUGCAUGUGUGGCUACACCUACCACACCACCGUCUUCCCCUACAACCAGGCCGGCUCCAGCCCUUAUGCCAACGUCCGCAACUACACAACCAUUCCUUGUUGCCCAGAGGGCGUUACCAUCAACCUAGUGUCUACAGAGACCCUGGAGAUCAUGUGGUCACCGGUCAAAGGGGCCGAGAUGUACGAGACAACAGCAGCACAGACUAAUGAUGUCAUCCACUGUAAUGACACGGCGCCAGUGUGUGCGCUGUCAGAUCUGAAGUGCAACACCGCUUAUUCAGUGACCGUCACACCUUGUAGCGACUUGCGAGGAUGCAACCGCACCUGCAUGCCACACACACAUGAGACAGCUCCGUGUGUUCCAGACAUCCUGAAUAUGACAAAGAUCAACAACUCCACAUACAGAGUCCUUUUCACAACCCCCAACUCCCCCAACACAAAUUAUACCAUCACUGCCACUGGACGUCAAAGCACACACACUUGCCGGUCAAGAAACAACUCUUGUGAACUCACACAGCUGCCCUGCGGUUCAACAUAUGAGGUCAUGGCAGUGGCCACCACAACUGUGGGGAGAAGUCUGCCUGGAUUCAGUCAACCUUUGGAAACAGGUCCUUGCUGCCCCAUGUAUGUGAAUGUGACCCAGGUCACCCAGGCUAUGACCAACGUGACAUGGUCACCUGGCACCGGAGCUCGUUCUUACAUCACCACGCUGACGUCCCCACGCGGACACGCUAAGUGCCACACUCUGGACAUCCACUGCCUGAUGGGAUGCAUCACCUGUGGCACCAACUACAGCGUCGUCCUGGAAGCCAUCAGCAGCACGGGACACAAGUCCGACUGCAAAUAUCAUGGAUUCUCAUCCAGUCCCUGUUGUCCAACAAGCGUCAAGCUCUAUCGCAGGGCCAACAACUCCCUCAGAGUGUACUGGCUCUCUAUGGGACCUCAGAUCCAUAACCACACAGUAGAGCUGUACGGGACAGGAGCCAACUACACCUGCAUCGCAGCUGCUGGCAGCAGAUACUGUGACAUCCAGGAGGAAACAUGUGGGGAUGUCUACACAGUCGUGGCAGCACCGGUGGGGCAGAAUGGGAUCAAAGUCAGUUUCUGUCAACCAAGGACGUACUCAGUUCUCUGCUCAGGAAGUAAUGCUGGUAUGGUGAUCUCUCGUGGAAGACGAAGUCUGAAUUAAUUGUGUGAAGGACAAGACCCCCCAUCAGCACCAACCACCCAACAUGGACAGAGGACUGUGUUUACACCAGCGGCAACUGUGAAAAUCCAAUAUACCCAGAUGAAAUAUCACUCUUGUUUAGGAAUACCUCUGUUUUGUUGUUACUGCUGUUUGCAAAUGGUUUCCGAUUAAUAAAUAUGAAAAGCUAAAUUAAAACAGUAAAAAUUAUGAAAGAGGGCUUUUAAAUAAAUAUCUGUGGGCAUUUAUCCAAUGUAUUUCAAAGAUAUUCUCCAUAUUGCUAUGUUUUUAUAGUAGGCUGCAUGUUAUUUUACUUUCUGCUCGGCAAUUCCUCACAUAAUCAAUACAGUUGCCGUUUCAACAUGAGAUUUGUGAUUUGAUGUAGCCUCAACAUGUAAUUACAUCUAGUAAAAAAUGAAAAGAGAAGCAGAAAUUGAAACUUUACAGUGAAACCCCCACAUAAAUGUAUCAUGGCAAUAGUCAUUAAAAGGCUAAAAACAUUAAAAUGAUUAUCUUAGGACUUCUCCAAGUAGAGGACCUCCAUAUGGCAGCCGUAUGACGUCUUUGGGUUGUAAGCUGGUUGGUGACCCAGAAGAGGGUCACAGUUAAAAGUAAUGCAGCAGGUAUACAUCUCGUUAGCCUGGAGUCAAAUAUGGAAAAUCCUGUGGAUGAUAUGUCUGAUCAGAUUGCUGGAGAUAGAUUCAAUGUUACCUCAGCUUUCAUUGGAUUUUGUUUUCUCUGAGUAGACAGACAACAACAAUAAAGCACAUCGAUUUGGCAUUA